Zingiber officinale is the source of this 2985-nucleotide messenger RNA. RefSeq lists its product as uncharacterized. The record is from RefSeq and is a predicted model, not a curated record. The transcript is spliced from 5 exons. Bases 475 to 2589 code for a protein of 704 amino acids. NCBI's taxonomy places the organism in Eukaryota, Viridiplantae, Streptophyta, Magnoliopsida, Zingiberales, Zingiberaceae.
UCUCGUCUUCGAUUUCACCGAGUCGCCGCACGAUGCCACACACCGCACGAGAACCCUUGGAUCACAAAUGGCGAAUGAUGCCCAUAUAUUGGAUUCGGCCGUAAUUAGGAGUAAACAUCGACUUCCCGAUCUUCGAUUUUUCCAAUUUGAUUCCGCAAUCGCGUGACGAGAUCGGAACCUUCCUGUUCACGGCGUCUCCGGGAAGCACCGCCAUCGUCUUCCGUUGCUCCGAAGGCCCGUCGUCCGAUCGCCGCCGCCCUAGGGUUUGUCAUGUACUUGUUUGAACGCCGACCUCAUCUAGUGAGAUAAGGUUUGGUUGUUGUUGUUGUAUAGGUAUUUGUUUGAACAAUAUGAGGUGACAUAAGGAGUUGUUUCAGAUGGAGUAGGUGCCGAGUGUUACACAAAACCACUUGGUAUCACUUGACAUGUUCUUUGAAAGCGUAUAAACUUGUUUGAGCAUUAUUUUGAGUCACAAUGUCGAAGGGUCAAUACCAAACAAGAAUUCAAUCAGGGAGGAGAGCACUUGAAAAAUGCAAAAGCAAGACAAUUGAGAUCAUUGAUGUUGAAAAAGGGAAAAAUGUUAUAAUAGAUGCUCCAGAGUCUUCUCAUCAAGGUUCUGGUUCCCUAAAGGGUAAAAUUAAUGAAAUUCCUUCUGUUGUUAUACACAUUGCUGAUGAAGAGGGAGAAAAUGAUAAGCUUCAUAGUAAUGCAUAUCAGCAUUCCUCAAACAGCAGAGUGUCUCCUCUGUUUGGCAGUCAUUCAGCACUACAAGAAUUAGAUGAUGAAGAAUGUGUAAUGUACUCAAAGGAAGAUCUUUCCUCUUCUUACUCUAGUAGAAAUGGGUUCCCACUGUUUGGUUCAUCUGGAACUCCUCAUGUACUAGAUUCUUCUUGUUCAGAAAUCAGUUCAUCCAGAAAUGAUAGUUCAACAUUUAACACUUCCGGGAGUGAUGACUCUGAUUUUGAAGUUGAAGAUAUUAGUGGACAUAUCCAUGAACAGUGGGAAAGAGCUGCUCUUAGGAGAAAAAAAUCACAAACAGUGAGAAUGAGGUCUGAAGAUCAGUCUAGUGUAUCAGGAUCAAGUUCUGAUCCAGGAUUGUCACCACCGGAACCUACUCAAAAUAUGGUUGAUUUGGAAGACUCUGUAAACAAGAGCUUCUUUGAGCAUUCCAAAGUAUCUCCUUGUAAGAAUGGCAACUUCUUUGAUCAUUUCAAACACUCUCAAAAUGUUGAUAACUUGGAAGACUCUACAAACAAGUUCUCUUCUGAACAUUUUAAAGCAUCACCUUCCAAGUGCGGUUCAAGUCGUUCAGAUUCCAGAAAAAAUAUUUCUAAUAUGACCAAUGGUAAAAUCAGGAAUGAUCCCUUUUUUGGUAAUAGCAGAAAAGAGUCUCCUGUUGGUUCUGAUACAUCUACUAGAAUCAGCUGUGAAGUGCCUAGUUUUCAGAAGAAUAAUUCAUUAUAUGAAAGCAGCUCUUUGAGAUCUCAGACCUUUGAAACUCAUGCUGAUCUUAAUGAAACUAGUACUCCUGAUGUACAAAUGCAAGGGAGCGCUACUGUCAGUGUUGAUGGGUUUAGUUGCAUGGGAAAAGCUGAGAGAAGUCCACCAGGAAAUUCUCCCUCUGCAAGUGCAAUUAGGGAUGAAAUGGACUUCCAGUAUGAAGGACCUAAUCCUAGAAAACCAACCAAAGCUAUGGAUUCAAAGCACCCUAUGGCUGGAUGCUCUUACAAUCAUAGUGAGAAAGAAUAUGGCCAUUCUGCAGAAUCACAACAUGACAACCCAGGUCUCCAGGAAAUUAAUCCAGGGGCAAAGGGGAUGUCCUUUGUGCAACAGAUUCAUUCAUUCAAUGAUCCAAUACAUGAUGAACCAGUAAUCAAACAUAGCGCUGAUUUAUUUGGCUCUGAAACUGAAGCCAUUCAUGGAAAAUCUACUUCCAAAAAUGAUACAGAAAAUGGAGCUUUGUGCCAGAACUUAUCUUUACAUGUAGGCAUGCAAGAUUUAUCUUUGUCCUUGGAUAACCUUACUGGUGACCUUGAAAAGCAUAAUGAAAUUGUGAUGAAGCCAAUUGUACCCAAGGAUCAGAGCGUCUCAAUAAGUGAACGUGAAAAACUUAAGGAAUCAGAUGAAUACAAGCGUGCUGCUGAAGAAGAAUGGGCACAAAGGAAUCGUGAGAUACAGUCUCAGGCAGAAGAAGCACAGAGAUUGCGGAAGAGGAAAAAAGCUGAAAGCCUGCGUUUACUAGACAUGGAGAAAAGGCAAAAGCAACGGGUAGAGGAAAUUAGAGAAUCACAGAAGAAGGAUGAGCAGACGAUACAUCUGAAAGAACUUAUCCGUGCUGAAGUAAGAAAAGAGCUGGAUAAGAUGGAAUGGAGAUACAGGGACAUGGCUUCACUUCUUCGGGGACUAGGCAUCCAUGUUGAAGGCGGUCCAUCUCCCAUGUCACACGAGGUCAAUGCUGCUUAUAAACAAGCGUUACUGAGAUUUCAUCCUGACAGAGCUUCAAGAACUGACAUCCGCAAACAGGUUGAAGCAGAAGAGACGUUUAAAAUGAUUUCACGCUUGAAAGAAAAGCUGCUGCCCGCACUAUAAUUGUCUUGUUUACAUGUGUUGGAGUCAUCUGAUGUAUGGAUUGGGAUUCUUUAGUUGCUCACCCGGGUGUUACUGGUGCCACUCCAGCAAACAUCUCUGCUUACUUAUAUCCGUACGACCAAAAACCAAUAGAAAUAGAAAUAGAAAAUAGGUGUUUAUUCUUUAGGUGUAGAGUGGCUUUCAAGCGUAAAUCAAUGAUAUCCAAGUUUUUUGUUCGGUUCGCAAGUCCAAUUGUUGCAAGGCCGACUUGAUGGCUUUUUGCAGGAUCUUGAAUUAUUACUCGGUUAUGGAAGAACAUCGUAAUGAUAAUCUGUUAUUUGGGUAGCAUUUUUCACUAAUGGGGUUUGUAAUCAAUUUAGAUUGAUGAUUUUGGCAUUAGGUAACCCUUCUGUCGCC